GCCAACGCUCCGAGCGAGCAUUAGAGGGCUUGCCUGAACCCUCCGCGCCCGGGCCGGCGAGCAGCGGGGCAGGGAUCGAUCCCACAUCUGUGCGGGCGGCAGGGAUCGAUCCCACAUCUGUGCGGGCGGCAGGGAUCGAUCCCACAUCCCUGCGGGAGGCAGGGAUCGAUCCCACAGGGAGCGCACAGCCGCUGGAAGCGCAGCUGCGGUGCCGGGAGCCCUUCCCCGGCGCGGGCAGCAUGAGCCCCGCGGGCAGCACCGUGGUGUUCUCCGCGCUGCUGCUCCUGACGCCCGGGAUUCCAGCGCUGGUGGAAUCGUGCAGCUGUGCCCCCGCGCACCCGCAGCAGCUCCUCUGCGACUCGGCUCUGGUGAUUCGAGCAAAAAUAUCCAGUGAAAAGGUGGUUCCUGCCAGUGAUGAUCCCCUUGAUACCCACAAAAUGAUCCGGUAUGAAAUCAAACAAAUAAAGAUGUUUAAAGGAUUUGAAAAGCUCAAGGAUGUCCAGUAUGUCUACACCCCUUUUGAUUCGUCACUCUGUGGAGUGAAAUUAGAAGCCAACAACAAAAAACAGUAUCUUCUGACAGGCCAAAUUUUAAGCGAUGGCAAAGUCCUCAUCCAUUUGUGCAACUACAUUGAACCAUGGGAUGAUUUAUCCUUGUCUCAAAAGAAGAGUCUGAAUCAGAGAUAUCAAAUGGGCUGUGGCUGCAAGAUAACCACCUGCUACAUGGUGCCCUGCUCCAUCACUGCCCCCAACGAGUGCCUCUGGACAGACUGGCUGAUCGAGAGGAAGCUCUACGGGCACCAAGCCAAGCACUACGCCUGCAUCAAGAGGAGUGAUGGCACCUGCAGCUGGUACCGAGGUGGGCCCCCCCCCGAGAAAGAGUUCAUUGAUAUCAGCGAACCUUAAAACCAGCACUUCCUAAAAAGCCUUGGAGUCUCAUUCCAUCCACCACUGCCCGCUCCCAGCUUUGAACUGCCAUCGUCUAAUGUAUCUGUUGCUUAGAAACACAAACAAAUUGUCCUGUACAGUAAAGUCCCAGUCUGUGGGACUGGCACUGGCGUAAGACAAGGGACAAACCUCCUGGGGGUACCUACUCUGUGCUGUUAUGCUUUGCACAGAGGCUUGAGCUGAGAAAGCUCCUCUGUGUCCUCCAAGGCAUAACAGGUUCCCUUUGCCAAUAUGAAUGUACAAGAACAAAAGAGUUGCCAGAAUUUGUCCCCCGUUUGAUAACCUACAGAUUGAGAGCACCCCGUGUUGUAUUCCAAAUCUUUCCAUUGAACUACGGAAUGUUUUAUAGAACUAUUUUUUUUCUGUAUGAAAGUCUUUGAUGCAAAAGAAUUAUUGUACAGUGUAUAUGUAAAGUAUUAUAACAAUGUGCUAUUAAAAAAAAGAUUCACAAAUAUUUCCUUACCUGUUGAAACAAGUUGAACACUUCUGGGAUUAAAACAAUCUGUGCUCCACAUUUUGUAUAUUCCUUAUGUCACAGCUUUCUUUAUCUAUGGAGCUGUAACAUUCAGUGAUAACUAAGCUAAGAAACAGCCUUGAUAUACAAAAGCCUCUUCCCAACUCAGCAUUCCUAUGAACUAGCCACACCUUGCUGAAAGAAAAGUCAGAUCUUCUAAUGCUUCAGCAUUUCAUGGAACCAACACAAAUGAUGAUAGGCUGAAACUGCUCAUAUUUACAGAAAACUUGUCCACCCUCAGGGCAGCUGCAGCACUUGCUAAUGCCUCUCUCAAUAUGUGACCAGGUCAUUGUAUUCCAGCACUGUUAAAAGCCUUGGCUUUAGAAACUCAUGUGAAAACAUUGCAAUAGAUACUGCACUUACACAGCAAGUGAUUUCUGAAAGCUUUCAAAUAUUUGAUCAUAUUUAAUGAUUUUUCAUUCAUGAAUACCUAUUGUAGUCUGUCACAGUGAAUUUGGCUGCUUGUGAACUUGUACUAGAGAAGUGUUACGACACAUUUUGCCUUUUAUUUUUUUAAUGCCUUAACUUUUCUAAAUUGAUUCCUGUAGCUAGUAGCUAAUCUCACACAUAUCUAAGUUUACAAAAGUAAUUAAAUUCACAGCAGUGAAACUUCAGAAACUAUUUCAGUAAAUGCCAAAGUUCAGACAGUUGUCCAGCUCCUUGUGUCCCAGAAACUGGGGCAGAACCCUCAGGCAGGGUGGGAAUCUCUAAUAGCUGCCAUGUCUGAUGUAUUUUACUCUCCCCAAUUUUCUAUAUUGGAUUUCUUUCACUUCAUUCCAAUUUUGUCUAGAAUUACUCUUGAGUAUUCCUUACAUGAGACUUUAGAACACAGGCAGAGAUUUAGACAGUUCUGCUCUCAUUUGGUUGGAUCAGGUCUAUUGAAAGGGUUAACAUCCUUUACCGGUUCCUGUUAACCCCAGGGUGACAUUCCCAGCCUGGGGGCUCAGUCAGAGCCACCACAUUAUUGCUCAAGGGUUUUCCAAAUAGUUCCUCAAAUCUGUUUGCUGUAGACUCCUAAUAAAACCACUGGGACUUGAACUUGCAAAUAAUAUGUGCACAUCUUUAAGUGCACAGACAUCUCUCAUGCCAUUCAAUUCAACGAGGUAGUAGUUUGGCCAUGAAAUUCAGCAAGUCCCAUGCAACAUAGAACACACUAAGGUAUGAUGCACUGGAUAAAUAACAGAGACCUGAAAGAAACCUCAAUGCACAAAUUAUUUUUGUGACCUAUUUUCACCUUUUUAAUGUUUAUUUUGAUUAUUGCACAAAUGCAUAUUAAAAGGAUAGGUUUCAAAACGCUCUUCUGAGAAUAAAUAUCGUUGUUUUCUUUUUCUGGGGCUAAAUUUAUACAUUUCCAAUGAAAUGCAAAUGGUGCAAGGCCAACAGGAAGGCAUGUCAUUGUUUCUUUCAGGAAUAUAUGUCCUAUAAUAUAUAAAAGUCAAUGUUUCACUUUUUAUGCACUGUAAAUCAGUUUUGUUAUUUUAAUUUACAAUCCUAAAUUAAAACAUCAUGUUUUUAUAAAGACAAAACUAAAAUUACCAAACACUAUUCAUUUGGACCAUAGAUUUACUAUGGCUACUUAUAUAAAUGAAAUAAAAAGAAUAAAACGGCUUCACUUCUUCCAAAAAGAAUUGAUAUUGCAGUGAAAAUAUUGGCAGUGCUGUGCAUUUAUAUUACUAAUUUAAAGAAAGACUUAAAGCCAGGCCUUAUUUCCUCAUGUGAAAUCAGAACAAUUCCUAGAGAAGCCCAUGAGAGCUUAAUAACCACACAGUGUCUGAGUCAAGCACAGGGCUGAUUAUUAUUCAAUACAUGUCCAGUGUAGCAUUUGUUUCCAAAUCCAUUUUGAUGUGAUGCUGUCUUUUGGACAGCACUCUGCAGCAAACAGAUAUUUUCUGCUUUUUAACUCAACAUAGUUCUGUUUCUCUUUCAGUUUUAGAGUAACUAAACCUUAAACUCAACUCACCCGACACAGAUUGUCUUCUUUGUGUGCCUUGUACAAGUAAAGGUUUUCUUUUAUAUUUAUGAACAGACUGUAAUACAAAUUGUAUGCCAUAAUUAGAUUUAAACACAUUUUAUAUUUGUCCUGCCAUAAAAUAUCCCACAUGAGGUGUUUCACAGUUAGUGGCUGUCGACUUUGAUUUCUGGCUGAGCAUAAAUCUGAACAAACUCACCACGACGGGUGGCACAAAGAUUAUUUUUCUCCCUCGUGUCAAUAAAUAUGGCAAGCAAAGCUUUACAAAAACCCCUCUCAGAACGAGUUUUUAUUUUCCCUGAGAUUCAGCACUGAGAAAGAUUAUGAAAAGGCUUGACUACGAUGUGGCAUCAUCAAUAUGUUAUUUUCCUAUCAAGGUUUUUACUGUAGUGGCAUUGAUAUAUUAUCCACGGCGGAUUAUUUUUACAACACUUUAUUUUUACUUCUUGAAAACGUAUGUGUUUAUAUGAAAGGUUAGAGCAGGAAUAUAGCCUGGCACAACACUUGAUUCUAAUUUGAAAAUGACUCACACAACUUAUGAUAAGAUUAGGGAAUAGAAGCGAGAAGGGAGAUUGUACAGAUCAAUGGGGAAGAAACACCACCUUGAAUAUUGCUGGCUUUUUCUCAAUGUUCCAGUUAAGUUUUAAUUAAAUUGUUCAACAAUUCUGUUGAAAAAGCCAUGUUGUCUUUUUUUUCAUGACAGAGAACAUAAGAGGUGGGAAUAUAGUGAAAUAAAGGGAACUAAUUACUGAGGGAAAGGCUGUAGAUAUGACUCAACUACCAAUGAGUUCAAAAGCCUUACAGCGUUUUGUAUAAUCAGUCUGGAAUGAAUGUUUCUGUUUCAAAAAGUGUUUCAUUAAAGCAGCUCCAUUUUUACACAAAA
This is a messenger RNA of Lepidothrix coronata (blue-crowned manakin), 4313 nucleotides long. RefSeq names its product TIMP metallopeptidase inhibitor 4 (gene TIMP4). The transcript has 5 exons. Bases 240 to 905 code for a protein of 221 amino acids. Gene Ontology annotation, cellular component: extracellular matrix. The record is from RefSeq and is a predicted model, not a curated record. NCBI's taxonomy places the organism in Eukaryota, Metazoa, Chordata, Aves, Passeriformes, Pipridae. Gene Ontology annotation, molecular function: protease binding; metalloendopeptidase inhibitor activity. Gene Ontology annotation, biological process: negative regulation of membrane protein ectodomain proteolysis; negative regulation of endopeptidase activity.